GCAGCAGUCGUCAUCGCCCGGCCGGCCCUCGUUAAUUUAUGCUCGCGCUUCUCUUUAGUUGCCUUGCAAGUCUCGUGCUGUCUGAUCGCCGAAGCGCGCGUAAUUCCAAGAAAAGUGCCGCAGCCCCACCGGUUGGGAGUUGCAAAGUUCCGUCGGAGUCGGAGUCAAAAUCGGGAGUGGGAUUCGGUGUCGGAUUCGGAAGCCGCUCGUCGCAGGCUACGCUUGGGUGGAGCGCAGGUUCUGGGCCAGGUUCCUAGUGAUUUGCGCGAAACUCUGCGAGAUCCUGACCCUUCUUAGUUGUAACCGUGCAAUUGUGUUGACCCAACCAAAGCCAAAGCAAGCUUGACCUACGGUGCCGAGUCAUUACGUCCCCUAAGUUAUCUAUAAGCACAGUUCACUCGGACAAUGGAUAUGUCCAGCGCCAACUCACUGCGGCCCCUCUUCGCGGGGUACCCCUUCCAAGGACAAGGUCGCGUCAACCAGUUGGGGGGCGUGUUCAUCAAUGGUCGCCCGCUGCCCAAUCACAUUCGCCUGAAGAUCGUGGAAAUGGCGGCGAGUGGAGUUCGGCCCUGUGUGAUUUCGCGGCAGCUGCGCGUCUCCCACGGCUGCGUCUCGAAGAUUCUGAACCGCUACCAGGAGACGGGCUCGAUCAGGCCCGGUGUGAUCGGGGGAUCCAAGCCCAAGGUGACGUCGCCCGAGAUCGAGACGCGGAUCGAUGAGCUGCGCAAGGAGAACCCCACGAUAUUCAGCUGGGAGAUCCGCGAGAAGCUGAUCAAGGAGGGCUUUGCGGAUCCACCGUCGACGUCAUCUAUCAGUCGCCUGUUGCGGGGAAACGAUCGCGGCAGCGAGGAUGGUCGAAAGGACUACACGAUACACGGAAUUCUCGGAGGCCGCGACUCGGACAUCAGCGACACGGAGUCGGAGCCCGGGAUUCCGCUGAAGCGCAAGCAGCGUCGCUCCCGCACCACCUUCACCGCCGAGCAGCUGGAGGCCCUGGAGCGGGCCUUCGCCCGCACCCAGUACCCGGACGUCUACACGCGGGAGGAGCUGGCCCAGACCACCGCCCUGACGGAGGCCCGCAUCCAGGUUUGGUUCUCCAACCGAAGGGCCCGGCUCCGCAAGCACUCGGGUGGCUCCAGUUCCGGGCUCUCGCCCAUGAACAGUGGCAGUUCAGGAGUGGGCGUCGGUGUGGGCGUGGGAGUUGGCCCCAGUGGGGGGACAGCUCCUCUGGGCUUCGGCCCCCUGGGCGUCGGAUCGAUGGCAGGCUACAGUCCUGCGCCGGGAACCACCGCCAACGGAGCGGGCAUGAACGACGGAGCCCACCACGCCGCCCACGCCCCCAGUUCCCAUCACAGUGCAGCGGCGGCCGCUGCAGCUGCGCACCACCACACGCAGAUGGGUGGCUACGACUUGGUGCAGAGUGCUGCGCAGCACGGGUUCCCCGGGGGCUUUGCCCAGCCAGGACACUUCGGAGGCCAGAACUACUACCAUCAAGAUUACUCCAAGCUGACCAUCGACGACUUCUCCAAGCUCACCGCCGACAGCGUCUCGAAGAUCUCGCCCUCACUGCACCUGAGCGACAACUACUCGAAGCUGGAGUCGCCCUCCAACUGGUCGCAGGCCGCCUACCACCUCAACCAGUCGGCGGUGGCCGCCGCCAACUACAAUGCCCACGUGGCCCAGCACCAGCUCAACGACUACGCCGCCGCAGCGGCCCACGGGAACGCGGCGGCGGCCGCCGUCUACAACCACCCCUUGCCGGCGCAGGGCCAGGCCAAGUACUGGUCAUGAUGAGUCGGUGGUCAUAAGCCAGUGGAUCCCAGCUAGUUAUAUGAAUUCAAUUAUCAGCAGAGGCACACGUAGAUGUUAGGCAACUAUUUAUACCCGAACGUGAAUAUGGAAAUGUCGGCUUAGCUAUAGUUUAGGAUUACUCGCUUACUGCAUGUGCUUCACCAGGCUCUUACAGGCGCAUUAAGGUUGGCAACGUUUUCACAGCAGCAUCUUCAUCAUAAAGCUAGAUAUUAACGUAUAUUUAUUAACGUAAGUAAGGGCUAUUAUUGUAAACAUAACACGUGGCUACUCCCAAAAGGAACGCUUGUAAAUUGUAAAACCCUAAUAUAAUAAAAAUACACUGUUUGAAUUGAA
Drosophila ficusphila is the source of this 2145-nucleotide messenger RNA. It is a transcript of the gene gsb-n, whose product is annotated as protein gooseberry-neuro. Gene Ontology annotation, molecular function: DNA-binding transcription factor activity, RNA polymerase II-specific; RNA polymerase II cis-regulatory region sequence-specific DNA binding. The transcript is spliced from 5 exons. NCBI's taxonomy places the organism in Eukaryota, Metazoa, Arthropoda, Insecta, Diptera, Drosophilidae. Gene Ontology annotation, biological process: anatomical structure development; regulation of transcription by RNA polymerase II. The coding region runs from base 406 to 1791 and encodes 461 amino acids. The record is from RefSeq and is a predicted model, not a curated record.